Molecule: messenger RNA, 2292 nt
Organism: Rana temporaria (common frog)
Lineage: Eukaryota; Metazoa; Chordata; Amphibia; Anura; Ranidae
Source: RefSeq, a predicted model, not a curated record
AUGACCCCGGAAGUUGAUCCCAUUCUAGCAAAGUACCUCCUAAAGACGGGAAAAUUCCCCAAGAAGGGGAUAGACCGGUCUUUCAAAAACAUUCAAGACCGUGUUCUGGAUCUCUUUGGUCCACUGACCAAGAUCCUCAAUCUAGCAGAACAAGCUGCAAAUACUGGUCAAACAGUCGACCUAACCCAACUACGUGGGUGGGCCCAAAGGGCCAUAUGUCUGACGGGCAGUGCCAAUACCGCCUGCUCCGUCGAGCGCAGACGCUCGAUCCUAAUGCGGCUCGACCCGCAACUGGCCCAUCUGGCGGAAUCCGAGCCAGGCCCCGCAGCAGAGGGCAUGUUGUUUGGUGACACCCUAGUUAGGGACAUCAAUAAAUUCGUGGGCAUGUUUAACAGCCUUGACAAGGCGCAAACGUCCCUUAAAAAAGCAGAUCCAUGGAUAUUAACGACAGUUGCGGGGUUCCAGAUAGAUCUAUUGUCCCCUCCGACUCUGGGAGUAGUGCCAUCCCCUAUCCGAUUUGCGGAGCAAAACGUGUCGCUAAUAGACAACGAGCUCCGAGAACUCAUAUCAAAGCAUGCGGUUAUCGAAGUCGAUCCUUCUUCCCCGGGGUUUCUCAGCAACCUCUUCCUAGUCAAGAAGAAAGGGGGAGGUUUCCGACCGGUCAUCAACCUCAGGGACCUGAACCAACAUGUCGCUUAUCGACAUUUCAAAAUGGAGGGCAUCCACUGCCUCCGAGACUUACUCCAACCGGGAGACUGGUUGGUGAAGGUAGACUUGAAAGACGCCUACCUCACCGUCCCCAUGCAUCGGGAGUCCCAACACCUUCUCCGUUUCAGGUGGUGGGAACGCACUUGGCAGUUUACGUGCCUUCCGUUCGGGCUGUCAUCCGCCCCAUGGUGCUUCACGAAAAUCUUGAAACCAGUCGUGGCAUCCCUGAGGAGCAGAGGGGUACGUCUAAUCAUUUAUCUAGACGACAUCCUCAUAAUAGCAUACUCCAAAUCUCAAGCGUAUCGCCACACGACUUGGACGAUCGACCUACUACAAGGGCUAGGAUUCCUGAUCAAUCAUGAAAAAUUGGUCCUCGUUCCGGCUCAAGAGAUGGAAUUUCUCGGUUUCCUAGUAGACACCAAUCUGGCUGUUCUUCGCCUACCCAGCGCAAAAUUGGCUCUGAUCCGCAAAGAGAUCAGAGCGGUGCUCCGCAAGGGAUACUUAUCUCUUCGCGUCCUAGCACGCCUGGUUGGCCUACUAGCGGCAUCCAUCCAGGCCAUAUUUCUGGCCCCCCUCCAUUACAGGGCCCUACAGAGGCUGAAAAUCCUGCAUCUAAGGCAAGGCCUCCGCUAUGCGGACGAGGUGCAUCUAUCUUCAGAAGCUCGUGUCGAACUACAAUGGUGGCUCCGCCAUGCCGUGGAGUGGAAUGGCAGGACAAUCUUCAACUCGCACCCGGACGUCAUCAUCGAAUCGGACGCAAGUCGCCGAGGCUGGGGCGCCCGACUGGGAGGAACCUCGACGGGAGGGACUUGGUCCAGAGCAGAGUCCCUCUUACACAUCAACGCACUGGAACUCUCAGCAGCGUUAUUCGCCAUUCAGAGCUUCCUAGCAGAGAAGUCCAAUUGCUGCGUCUUAUUACGUAUGGACAAUAUUGCGGCGGUACAGUACAUCAACCGCCUGGGUGGCACCAGAUCCAAGAUCCUGGCGGACAUUGCUACAAAAAUCUGGCAUUACUGCUUGUCUCGCGACAUCACCCUGCUGGCGGAAUACAUUCCGGGUAUUUCCAACACGGUUGCAGAUUGGAACUCCCGAACCUUGCCGAACUCCAGCGAUUGGAGAUUGGAUCGGUCAGUCUUCACCCAACUGAACCUGCUUUGGGGUCCAUUGGGCAUAGACCUUUUCGCCUCUCGACUCAAUCAUCAAUUGCCCCGCUUCUUCAGCUGGAGACCGGAUCCGGGGGCUUCGGCAGUAGACGCUUUCCGCCACUUUUGGACGGGGGAAACACACUAUGCGUUUCCCCCAUUCUCGAUGAUCCCCAAGGUUCUGUUACAGAUUACGAGCCAGAAGGCGACGGUAGUGUUGAUCACACCAUGGUGGCCGACACAGCCGUGGUUCCCUCUUCUGAUGGAAUUGGCAAUAGACUACCCCAGACUUCUUCCCCGAUUCCCACACAUCCUCUCCCAUCCGACCAAGGGCAUUCAUCCCCUGGUGGAGGAGGGCACGCUGACACUCCUGGCAUGGCUUGCCAAAGUUGACCUGCAUACUUGGAAAAGACCAAGAAUUGGAGGCAUUUCUGAACAUUAA